CGUGUCUCUGUCUGCGUCUCCACUUCCUUCGCCUCCUCGAUCGCUCCCGCGUCGCUCCUUCGACCGAAGUCGCUCAAUACCUCGUUCCCCGCUUUCAUGGCUUCCGAUCGAGGCUUCGUCGCUCCUGAUUGCCUGUUCAAAGGGUAGGGUUUGGGGGUUUUCAAUCUGUAUCUCCGUUUCCUUGUCGCCAUGUCUUCGUCUGCUCCUAAUCCGGCGUCCGCGGCGGCGCCGUCAGCGGCCAAGAUCUGCUUCAACUCCCAAUGCAAGGAAACUGUAUCGGACCACCCUUCGCGGAGGAAUAAAGGGUGGUGCCUACGCUCCGGGGAGAUCGCUGAACUCUGCAGCCGCUGCUCAUGCGCAUUUGAGCAAGGGACUUUCUGCGAGACGUUUCAUUCCGGUGUCACUGGUUGGAGAAACUGUGAGACAUGUGGCAAGCGGCUGCAUUGCGGUUGUAUAGUGUCGGCUCAGACUUAUGUUUAUCUUGAUGCUGGAGGAGUUGAGUGCCUUGCAUGCGCCAAUAAAUCUGUUGUAAAGGGGCCAAAUCAGAUUUCUCCUCCUCCUAUGCUUAUGCAACAUGCCUUGGAAAGAAGAGAUUCACCAACUAAAACCUGGAGAUCAGUUGCCACCCCAUCUUAUGGGCAAUGGCGUCAAGCUCCACAUAUGUGGACUAUGACAAAUAUGCAGUCUGAUUUGCAACAAAGACUAUCAUAUGAAUUUGAUAGACCUUGUACUAUUGAAAGGUUGGCAACUGGAAGGCGGCACUAUAUAUCAGCGCAUGAAAAAAACUAUGAGCCCAAGAGAAUAAUUUCUAGAAGCAUUAAUAGCAUUCCACAAGAUAGAUAUGCUGAUGGGAAUACAGGAGAAAAUGAUCCAAAUUCUACAAAUAAACCAGUAACUGCAGACCCUUCAACGAGUUUUGGAUUUAAAUUUGAAGCAAAACCAAAUUCAUCCACCAAUUUGCAACCACUACCUACCAAUUUGCAACCACUACCUACCAAUUUGCGGCCACCAUCUCUUUCAAAAGAAAAUUCAUCUCUGGUUAUCGGGUUACCAGUUCCCUUUUCAACAUUGCAUGGAGCAAGCUGUCCAAUUAAUCUUUCAGCAAAGCAGUCACCAGCUCAAGUAACUUCUCCAUUAUCAAACCAGUUUUGUCCUUCACAUAUCAAUGAAGCUGGAUUGCAAGUUCAAAUGCGCAAUGGAAGAACUAGAGGUGAUGCCUUUCCACCGACACAAUUACUUCCUCAAAAUUGGCCUACAAUAACAGAUCAAAAGCUUCAAGAAAUAUCUGGAGAUCGACAAACUGCCAUCAUUCCCUUGUUUGAAAAGAUGCUAACUGCUAGUGAUGUUGCUCGGAUUGGACGGCUUGUGUUACCCAAGAAAUGUGCUGAGGUGUACUUCCCCACAAUUUCUCAGCCUGAAGGACUUCCAUUAAAAGUACAGGAUACAAGUGGAAGGAGUUGGACAUUCCAGUUUCGAUUUUGGCCUAACAACAACAGCAGGAUGUAUGUAUUGGAGGGGGUUACACCUUGUAUUCAGGCAAUGCAACUGCAAGCAGGUGACACAGUUACAUUUAGUAGGAUAGAUCCAGAAGGAAAGCUGGUCAUGGGAUUUAGAAAGGCUUCUUGCAGCUCUAAUGAACAGUCCGAAGCCAAAAUUCGUAACCUGCAGGAUCCUAAAACACAUAAUCCUGGCAACGAUUUCUCAUCACCACCAGAAGAUUUGGACAAUGCAGCAGAUCAAUCUACCCAGCCUAUACAUAAGGAUUGGUCUAUUGCCAGGUCACCACCAGUUCCUAGCAAAAGGAAAGCAAAAACACUUGGCUCAAAGAAUAAACGCCUAAGAAUCGAAAAUGAAGAGUCCAUGGAACUGAAAUUAACAUGGGAAGAAGCUCAAAAGUUGCUCCACCCACCUCCAAAUUCUUCUCCUAGUGUCGUCGUUAUUGAAGGCCAUGAGUUUGAGGAAUAUGAGGAAGCGCCUAUACUCGGGAAGAUGUCAUACUUCACUUCAAAUCAAGCUGGGUCAGCUUGCCCUCAGGAGUUGGACUCAGAGUCAAUAGCAGACACGAUACCCUGUAAAACAGUUGGUUCCAAGAGGAGCAAGGCAAAUGCACAAAAGGACAACGUCCAAGCCUCAGAUCGUCUCGACACACUUGUGAGUCUCGCUAUCAGCAAAAACCUUCCUGCAUUCCAACCAACAACGAAGCACCCUCGGCACAAGCCCGGCUGUUCAUGCAUCGUCUGCAUACAGCCUCCUAGCGGGCAGGGCCCCAAGCACAAGCCGGAUUGCACGUGCAACGUCUGCCUCACUGUGAGACGCAGGUUCAAAACACUCGAAUCAAGGCGGGAAAAGCGUCAGUCUGAGAAGGAGCUUGAAACUUCAGAGAAGCAACCAUUAACAACCAUCCGACUGCCCAAGGUUUUACCAGAAGCAGGGAAUAGCAAUCCUCCAAGUGACGAGACUGCGUCUCAGAGAGCAACGAUGAACGUCAACGCGGAAACAUCUCCAUUGCUGCCCAUCAAGAUUCCCCAGAUUGAUUUGAACAUCCAGCCAGAGCGGGACGAAGAGCCAUCCACUGCCAGCCAAGCUGACACUAGUACUAUAGUGAGCCUUUUCGAGACGGGAGCAACCAGGAGAACACAAGAACUUGGCGAGGCAUGUCAAACCAAAGUUAGAGAUGCGACUGUUCGGUAGGCAAUUUGAUGGCCAACAUCAACAAUCUCUCACACUUUUGCUUCAUGGUUUGCAAUUUGAUGCUAAUUUACAUGGCCGAUUGUGUCUACCAUUUGUGCAGUGGUCAGGCUAAUGUAAUACAUCGAUGUGAAGAUGCUUUAGUUGCAGUUUCCUCGUUAUUUA
Messenger RNA from Zingiber officinale, 2853 nucleotides. RefSeq names its product B3 domain-containing protein Os07g0563300-like. The transcript is spliced from 13 exons. Gene Ontology annotation, molecular function: DNA binding. Lineage: Eukaryota; Viridiplantae; Streptophyta; Magnoliopsida; Zingiberales; Zingiberaceae. The coding region runs from base 190 to 2691 and encodes 833 amino acids. The record is from RefSeq and is a predicted model, not a curated record.